AUGGCGGAUAAAACGGAUUAUAAUGAUCUGCUACGCAAGAUAUCAAACAGCCUUGAGAAUGCCCUCGACACGUUCGGGCCCUCAUCGAGACAAUAUCAAGCCAUCCUCAACAUUCUGAAAGAAUGCCUGCAGGAUAUUGAAAAUCAAAAACAACGAAAAGGCCAGGAGCAGGUGGUGGACCCAGAUAUGCUGAGUGCUGCUAUGGAAUUUUUGAAUAUUGGAGAAUAGACUCGUUGAAGGACCGGGCGCAGUCUUGCUUUAUUUUGAUACCCCGCAUGUUUGUCCUUAGCCAUCAGAGCCCAGACCAGCCAUGGAAUAAACUUUGGCCUAGUCAAAUGAUCGAUGAUAAC
Messenger RNA from Penicillium brasilianum, 350 nucleotides. The record is from the annotation of a GenBank genome assembly. NCBI's taxonomy places the organism in Eukaryota, Fungi, Ascomycota, Eurotiomycetes, Eurotiales, Aspergillaceae.